AUGAGCUGGUGGUCGAGCGUGACAAGGUUCAGCAUCGAAAAGCGCUGCAACAACAUGACGGGAAGACAUCAAAUGCCUCGUUUGGAGGGGCCAAGGAGGGGACUGAGGACUGGUCUUUCCACUAGCAACGAGGAGAACCUGAAGAUGGUGCUGAUGAACCUGACCAGUGCCUCGGUGCAGACUAACAAUGUGGGAACCAAGCAGGCAGACACCGUCUACUUCUUGGCCAUAACACCCCAAUUGGUGACGGAGGUGGUCAAAGCUGAGAGUCCGGAUGGCAUCCUGCUCUCCAUCAGCGGACAAAUGGCACUCAACUGUGGAGUGGUGCUGUUUCAGAUUGGCGUGCUGCAGCAAUAUGGUGUGAAGGUUUUGGGCACACUUGUAGAGUCCAUCAUCACCACAGAGGACAGACAGCUGUUUGCUGACAAACUGAAGGAGAUCGAUGAGAGGAUCGCCCCCAGUGUGGCUGUGGAGUCGCUUCGAUAG
This is a messenger RNA of Neoarius graeffei (lesser salmon catfish), 486 nucleotides long. RefSeq names its product carbamoyl-phosphate synthase [ammonia], mitochondrial-like. The coding region runs from base 1 to 486 and encodes 161 amino acids. NCBI's taxonomy places the organism in Eukaryota, Metazoa, Chordata, Actinopteri, Siluriformes, Ariidae. The record is from RefSeq and is a predicted model, not a curated record. The transcript is spliced from 4 exons. Gene Ontology annotation, cellular component: cytoplasm. Gene Ontology annotation, biological process: L-glutamine metabolic process.